Messenger RNA from Prunus persica (peach), 2840 nucleotides. Its product is annotated as calcium-binding mitochondrial carrier protein SCaMC-1. The coding region runs from base 999 to 2516 and encodes 505 amino acids. Gene Ontology annotation, molecular function: ATP transmembrane transporter activity; calcium ion binding. Gene Ontology annotation, biological process: transmembrane transport. Lineage: Eukaryota; Viridiplantae; Streptophyta; Magnoliopsida; Rosales; Rosaceae. The transcript has 4 exons. The record is from RefSeq and is a predicted model, not a curated record.
UUAUCAAAACCAAGAGCCCCUAUUUUGGUAAGAACAAACAAUAUACUUUGAAUACGCACGUUAGUAUUUUCAUACUAUUACAAAUUACUCCAUUGAAUACAUGCGUUAGUAUUUUCGUAAUCCCAUGGAAAUACCUCAAAAUGUGACACAAUAAUAUUCCAAAAUUUGGAACUAAGAAAUAUUAUAAAUUCCAAAAUUUCCCCAACCCUUUCCUUUCACAUUGAAAUCCAUUUGAGUUUCAGAGUGUGUUUUUUUUACAAUACGAUUUUCUAAACUACCCUAUAAAAAAUAGAAUUAAACCCAAUGUAAGGAGACAUACACUGCACGAACAACUUUGUACAUCUUUCAGACUCACAGUAUAUCUCUGACCAAAAAACAAGACUCACAGUGUAUCUAAAAAUACAAAAAUUAAAGUUGGGAUUCUUCUAUGUGAUAUGUCAGAGGUGUUGAAUUGAAAAAUUAUAGAAAAAAGAGACAGAAAGUGAGAAAUCUCACCAUCCUUAGGGAAAAAGAAAACUGAAAAUCAUAAAAAAGGAAGAAAAUAAAACGUGGAGGAGUGAAAGGCGACCAGACACGAGGAAGAAUAUCCACGUCCAUUCCAGAGCGAUCCUUCUCCGUCUCUCAUAUAUCUUUGGCUCUUCCCCACUUCACCUCCUCCUCCAAUUUCCACUGCAGUUAAUAUAUUAAGGGCACUGGGCAGUUAUAAUCUGUGUUACCGGUACGCUCUUAAUUACCAUUAAAUCCGAUCCAACCCAAUCACCCAACAUUGAAGAAGAUGAGGCCCCAUCUCUCCCAACCCUCAUUUCAGCGUCUUGUUUCUAUCUUCUGUGAACGGUGAGGACUGAAUUGUUGUGAAUUUAUGAUCCAUACCCGAAAACCCAUCAACCCAUUUGCCCAAAACCAGCAUCACCUUCCUUCCCUGUGCCUGGUGAUUGAUUUGGUUACCAUUGAAGGUUGAAGAAGACGAAGAAUUUGAAGAAAAGGAGAAUUGGGUUCUUAUGUCAGGGGCAAAGCCGGCCGCUGAGCAUGUCGGCUUCCCCAACGGGGACGCAAACAAGCCCAGUGCUGACGGCUGCUGCAACCCAGUGAAGAAAAGCGGACCCAUUUCCAUGGAUCACGUUCUUCUGGCCUUGCGCGAGACCAAGGAGGAGAGAGAGAUCAGACUUCGAAGCCUUUUCAAUUUCUUCGAUGCUACGAAUCUUGGGUACUUGGACUAUCCACAGAUCGAGGCCGGGUUAUCGGCGCUUCAGAUUCCGCCGGAGUACAAGUACGCCAAGGAUCUUCUGAAGGUUUGCGAUGCCAACAGAGAUGGAAGGGUCGAUUAUCUCGAGUUCCGAAGGUACAUGGAUGACAAGGAGCUCGAGCUGUAUCGGAUUUUUCAGGCCAUUGAUGUUGAGCACAAUGGCUGCAUUCUGCCUGAAGAGCUUUGGGAUGCUCUUGUCAAGGCUGGGAUUGAAAUGGAUGAUGAGGAACUCGCGCGUUUUGUAGAGCAUGUUGAUAAGGAUAACAAUGGAAUUAUAACUUUUGAAGAAUGGAGAGAUUUUCUUCUACUUUAUCCACAUGAAGCAACGAUUGAGAACAUAUAUCAUCACUGGGAAAGGGUAUGCCUUGUGGAUAUAGGAGAGCAGGCUGUUAUUCCAGAAGGAAUUAGUAGGCAUGUUCAUAGGAGCAGAUACUUUAUUGCAGGGGCUAUAGCAGGUGCCGCUUCUCGUACUGCUACUGCUCCUCUUGAUCGCUUGAAGGUGGUUUUGCAAGUUCAGACUGCACGUGCUUCUGUAGUUCCCGCUAUAAAGAAGAUAUUGAAGGAAGACGGUAUCCUAGGGUUUUUCCGAGGUAACGGAAUAAAUGUUGUGAAGGUAGCACCUGAAAGUGCUAUCAAGUUCUAUACUUAUGAAAUGUUAAAAAAGGUCAUUGGAGAUAGUAUGGGGGCAGACUCGGGAGAUAUUGGUACUUCGGGUAGACUUUUGGCUGGUGGUAUAGCAGGUGCAGUGGCACAAACUUCUAUCUAUCCUUUGGAUCUUGUGAAAACUCGAUUACAGACUUGCACUUCAGAAGCUGGAAAGAGUCCUCAGUUGAGGACAUUAACUAAGGAAAUAUGGAUUCAUGAGGGACCCCGGGCCUUCUAUAAAGGUCUGUUUCCGUCUCUUCUUGGGAUUAUCCCCUAUGCUGGCAUCGACCUCACGGCCUAUGAGACCUUAAAAGAUAUGUCAAGGACAUAUAUUCUUCAAGAUAGUGAACCUGGUCCUCUAAUCCAGCUGGGCUGUGGGACAAUAUCUGGAGCUCUAGGAGCAACAUGUGUUUAUCCAUUGCAGGUUAUCCGAACCAGAUUGCAAGCUCAACGUUCUAAUACAGCUGCUGCUUAUAAAGGAAUGUCUGAUGUAUUCUGGAGAACCCUUCAGAAUGAAGGCUAUACAGGUUUCUACAAGGGAUUGUUUCCAAAUCUUCUCAAAGUUGUGCCAGCCGCAAGCAUUACAUAUAUGGUAUAUGAAGCCAUGAAAAAAAAACUAGAUCUGUAGUGAGAGUUGGUAACUACAUUGAUCUUGUAGUUAGAAAUUGUAACGGAGUUGAUGAUGAAGAAAAAGAAAAUGAUAUUACUAGUUAAGUAGGCGAUAUGAUUGUUAUAUGACAGAUGGUUUCCCCCUUCAGGAUAUGGGGCAAAGGAUUUUCAAUUUUGUAGUCAGAAAGUCUUUUCCGGGAUUUAUGGAAACUUACUAUUGAGAAACCAGGUUACAGCCCAUUUUGAAUUUCACAGCAAAGGUGGUAGGUAUUAUCUUGUUCCUUUUUCCUCUGUGUUUGUUGACUAUAUCAUUAAUGAAUACUGAAAAUUUAAAAGUUUCUGU